AUGAAUAAUGGGCGCGUGUGGGCAUUAAUCGGACUGCUGUUGCUCAUCAAUGGAUCUGUAUCAGCUAUUCAACUUGGGAAAGUGGUCGCGGACCUUCGCCUCUCCUUGUACUACACCAAUCCAAAACACGAGGCCGCCGAUGGUUACUGCGACCGAUCGUUCAACGAUAACUGGUGUGACACUUACUUCAACAUUUGCGUCACUUCUUUGAACUCAUCUACGGACUGUAACCUUUACUCAACCUCGACUGAAACUCACUAUGAUAAAUCGCACGUGAAAUAUGCCGGAAAGGACGCGUUUCGGAUCCCCCUGAGAUACCCGAUUCCAAAAAGCAUUCAAAUUGAGAUAUCGGCCUACGAUAACGAUCGCUUUACAUCUCACGAUCUCAUUGCUAUCUUUGGAAAUCAUUUCGUAGAAGUUCCGGUUCCAAAUACAAUUAUAAGCGCUGGUCUCGUCAAGACCGAAAGUACAGGCCACAACGAACAUGUAAAUAUCACAGCAAUUUUGGCAGUGGAAUGCAUAAAAGGCUUCUACGGAGAGAGAUGCUCGAUUGAAUGUUUUCCGGAGAAAUACCCCAGUAUGUUGGGGUGUCAUGAAAACGGAACGAGCGUAUGCCUUCCUGGUUUUCGUGGACAGUUUUGUGAGAAACCAGACGCUUGUUUCUACAAACCAUGUAUUCCAGGAGCUGAAUGUGUAAAUGUGGAUACUCCAACUGGCUACAACUGCAUUUGUGGGGGAAGUGAGGAUGCUCAUUGCUAUGCUGGCUACAAUCCCUGCGUCCCAUCUCCAUGCGAAAAUCAGGGUCAAUGUGUUAGGACUGGGGAAAAGCACAACGCAUUCACUUGCAACUGUCCAAUUCAGUGGACUGGAAAAUUGUGUCACGUGCAACGAUCGCCGUGUGAGGUAGCCAGCCAGAAAUUGGCUAAUGCCGAUCUUCAAGACCUCUUUGGAAUGUACAAGAAGGACAAUUAUUCCUCCGGUGGCAACAGCAUCAGUAGGUCUGUCAGUGUCUGCAAAAAUGGCGGACUCUGUGUGGAUCUAAUGGAGGACUUUAAGUUCAUUUGCAACUGCACUAGUGGUUGGAAAGGCGAAUUGUGCACGAUUCCAGAUUGGACCAACGCGAUUAUCGCAGGAUGUGUUGUAUCGGGUCUGGUUGUGAUACUCCUAUGUGCGAUUGUUCCUUGUUGCUUGCGACUGCGAGUACUCCGACGAAGAAAACCACAGAUCCCCAUCGAACCACUCGUCUACGGUCAUGGUGGUGCAAAGUGUCCAGUUACUGAACGUAUUCCCUUCAAGGAUGUUUUUUGCAAUUACGUCAUAAUGAGCGAUGCAGUGGAUUCACAGAAUGCCGACAGCACUCAGCAGUUCUACGAAUAUUGCACAGUCACAUCUCCUUCGUCAAGAGAAGGCGAUUUGUGCACUUCCACCUCAAAUGAUUAUGAAAUUUCUAUAGAGGAGAAACCACCACCAGAGCUGCCGGUUCGGCCAGACAGUCUGGCGCCUCUGCCGAAGUCGUAUAACACUUUGAUCUCCCAGGACCGCGAUUCAUUUUCAUCCCCGCGGUCGGAGUCAGUGUACAGUCGGCAGCCGCUCCUGACUCCGCGAACUUCGGACUUUUUGACUGCAUUAGAAGGGGAGGAACAUAACUCUCAAAAUCCAAAUGGUCUUCCGAAACGCUCUGUUGAGAGCGGAGAGUCAACUCUCACGAAGCUACUCCGUAUCGCAAAAAAAUGA
Molecule: messenger RNA, 1734 nt
Organism: Echinococcus granulosus
Lineage: Eukaryota; Metazoa; Platyhelminthes; Cestoda; Cyclophyllidea; Taeniidae
Exons: 9
Coding region: 1-1734 (577 amino acids)
Biological process (GO): cell communication
Cellular component (GO): membrane
Source: RefSeq, a predicted model, not a curated record